Mercenaria mercenaria is the source of this 706-nucleotide messenger RNA. RefSeq names its product stromelysin-3-like. The record is from RefSeq and is a predicted model, not a curated record. The transcript is spliced from 4 exons. Bases 92 to 412 code for a protein of 106 amino acids. NCBI's taxonomy places the organism in Eukaryota, Metazoa, Mollusca, Bivalvia, Venerida, Veneridae.
UCCAGACCACAGAAAGCGAACGUAUCUAUUUAAAGGGCGGAAAGUCUGGCGUUACACGGGUAAAAAACUAGACAGAGGGUUUCCAAAACAGAUGAGCAAAAAAGACCUUCCCUACAAGCCGAAUGCAGCAUAUAUCCACAAGAACCAGUUUGCAGACUAUCAGUUGUAUAUGUUCGGGGGCAAGUAUUUCUGGGAGUUAAAUCUGUAUACAGACGGAAUUACCAAUGGUGUCAUGAAGAUUAAGACAUACUGGGAUUAUGUACCAACAAAGCCAGAUGCCAUGCUACAAACUAAGGACGGUCUUAUUUACGUUUUCAAAGGCAAAUAUUACAACAAAUACGAUCAUAGACGGGUACUUCUAGAAAAGAAGAGACUGAUAGCACGUGAUCUUCUUGGAGCAGAAUGUCUAUAAAUAGAACAUAGCCACAGAUUUCCGUGCUUGAUGAAAUAGUGAUAAGAUGGUGAAACUAUAAGUUAUGACUUCAAAAUGUAACUUUCAUGUAUUCUUGGUAAACGUGUCAUAGUUGUGUACCAACACGAGUAUGUACCAACAUGAUCAUACUCGUGCUGCAGCAUAAUUAUCAUCAUACACAAACACGAUGUUGUGUACCGACAUGAGCAUAUUAGAGAUCAAACACGAUCAUACCUGUGUAUUAACUUGAUCGUACUCGUUCUCCAACACGAUCAUACCUGUGUGCCAACAUGA